Trichomonas vaginalis G3 is the source of this 519-nucleotide messenger RNA. RefSeq names its product peptidyl-prolyl cis-trans isomerase protein. Bases 1 to 519 code for a protein of 172 amino acids. Gene Ontology annotation, molecular function: peptidyl-prolyl cis-trans isomerase activity. Gene Ontology annotation, biological process: protein folding; protein peptidyl-prolyl isomerization. The record is from RefSeq and is a predicted model, not a curated record. The transcript has a single exon. Lineage: Eukaryota; Parabasalia; Trichomonadida; Trichomonadidae.
AUGUCUUCACGCCCACGUGUCUUCUUCGAUAUUGGAAUCAACAACCAACCAGCCGGCCGUAUUGUUUUCGAACUCUACUCCGACAUUGUUCCAAAGACAGCCGAGAACUUCCGCUGCCUUUGCACAGGUGAAAAGGGCACAGGCAAGUCUGGCAAGCCACUCCACUACAAGGGCUGCGCUUUCCACCGUAUCAUCCCACAGUUCAUGAUCCAGGGUGGUGACUUCACACUCGGCAACGGCUGCGGUGGUGAAUCCAUCUACGGCGCUAAGUUCGCUGAUGAGAACUUCAAGGCCAAGCACACAAGACCAGGUCUUCUUUCCAUGGCUAACGCUGGUCCAAACACAAACGGCUCCCAGUUCUUCAUCACAACAGUCCCAUGCCCAUGGCUCGAUGGCAAGCACUGCGUUUUCGGCGAAGUCGUCGAGGGUAUGGAUGUUGUCAAGGCCCUCGAAAAGUGCGGCUCUGAUCAGGGCAAGACAAGCAAGAAGUGUGUCAUCACAGAUUGCGGCCAGCUUUAA